This is a messenger RNA of Dendrobium catenatum, 1256 nucleotides long. RefSeq lists its product as uncharacterized. The record is from RefSeq and is a predicted model, not a curated record. Bases 359 to 742 code for a protein of 127 amino acids. Lineage: Eukaryota; Viridiplantae; Streptophyta; Magnoliopsida; Asparagales; Orchidaceae. The transcript has 3 exons.
GGAUCCCUUGCUAAGCAGCCAUGUGUUGUUAUUAUCUCUUUUUAUUCUUAGCCAUAUUCUUUUGCACUGAAGCGCAAGGAAAGCAUUUACUUUUAAAUCUAAAAUCCUUAAGAAUAUGUAAUGUAACCUCGUGGAGCUCACGCAUUCCUCAUGGAUGCUUAGAUUGUAUGAUUCCUUAUUAUUGGCGUAUGUGAUCAUGUUGGCAUGGUAAUGCUAUUUAUGUUUGCAGGACAUUUUCUAUUUUACGAAUGGUUCUAAAAAUAGCUUGGCACUGUAUACAAUUCUGUUUACUGACAGUUCUCUUUUAAAAUAGUUCAUUUUCAUAUUUAAUUUCUUUAUAUUUUUUUGCUUUACUGUUAUGGAUGGAGCAAGAGAGGUCACACCAACAAUUUUGAAGGAACUAACUGGCUUGGAAGCUUCGAAGCUUGCACCUAAGAAGUGGGGUCUUUCCGGAACUUCUAGGAUUAUGUUGCUUGGAAUUUUAGGUGGCGCUAAUCUUCUGAUCUCUCAAGGAAUAGACAUAAGGCCUAAUAUUGCAGCGAUAUUAGGUUUGGCUGCUAUUGACGCUGUUUUUCUUGGGGGAACUUGUCUUGCACAAAUAUUAUGCUUUUGGCCUCCUUACAGGAGCAGAGUUCUUGUUCAUGAAGCAGGGCAUGUUCUAGCAGCAUAUCUGAUGGGAUGCCCUAUAAGAGGGGUAAUUUUGGACCCCAUUGUGGCAAUGAAGAUGGGCAUCCAAGGCUAGGUAUUAUAUUAUACGUAGAUUUACUAAUAGCCUUUUUCUUUUUCUGUGGUAUUAGGACAAUCUUCUCUACGUUGGAAAGUCGGAUCUUUUUUCCAUGCUUCUCUUUUAUCAAUUCUCAAUACGGAUUUAUCUAAGAAAUAUGAGCACAUGCAUUUUACAAUUAACAAUUCCUAGUUUCUUACUUAGCUCUGAUGAAAAAUAGAAGAAAAUUUUAUUUGGUCAUCGCCAUGACUCAACCCCUUAUCAAAAGAAACAAAAAAUUGAAUUUCUCAUCAAUGUAGCAUGGGAAAAAAAAAAUCUAACACAAUUGCUUUAUCAUUUUCAUUAUUAUUUUCCUUCUUAUAAUUGCUUCAGCAUAAACGGAACCUGUUUGUGAAAGAUUGGUUGUAAGACUACCGUACAGUGGAUUAAAUCUUCACAUUCGCACAGGCGGGUACUCAAUUUUGGGAUGAGAAGUUAGAAAAAGAGUUGGCAGAAGGUCGACUUAGUAGCACAGCUUAUGACAGGUAAAAUA